Emys orbicularis (European pond turtle) is the source of this 1458-nucleotide messenger RNA. RefSeq names its product SWI/SNF related, matrix associated, actin dependent regulator of chromatin, subfamily d, member 3 (gene SMARCD3). Bases 1 to 1458 code for a protein of 485 amino acids. Gene Ontology annotation, cellular component: SWI/SNF complex; nucleus. Lineage: Eukaryota; Metazoa; Chordata; Testudines; Emydidae. The record is from RefSeq and is a predicted model, not a curated record. The transcript has 13 exons. Gene Ontology annotation, biological process: regulation of transcription by RNA polymerase II. Gene Ontology annotation, molecular function: transcription coregulator activity.
AUGGCUACAGAUGAAGUUACAGGAGGGGCUCGCAAAGCUACGAAAAGCAAACUUUUUGAGUUUCUGGUCCAUGGGGUGCGCCCUGGGAUGCCAUCAGGUGCUCGAAUGCCCCAUCAGGGGGCUCCAAUGGGUCCCCCAGGCUCACCAUAUGUUGGAAGCCCCUCAGUGCGCCCUGGAAUGCCCCAAACAGUGAUGGAACCCACACGAAAACGCACAGCACCUCAGCAGGUACAACAACAGCAGGCGCAACAGCAAGUGCAACAGCAGCAGCAAGCAACUCAGACCCGAACCCGGAGUGCCAAGAGGAGGAAGAUGGCUGACAAAAUUCUCCCUCAGAGGAUCCGGGAGUUGGUUCCUGAGUCCCAGGCCUACAUGGACCUGUUAGCCUUUGAACGCAAACUGGACCAGACCAUUAUGAGGAAGCGGGUGGACAUUCAGGAAGCCCUGAAGAGACCGAUGAAGCAAAAACGGAAACUGAGGCUUUACAUCUCCAACACCUUUAACCCUGCAAAAUCUGAUGCUGAUGACUCUGAUGGCAGCAUUGCAUCCUGGGAGCUGCGAGUGGAAGGGAAGCUUCUGGAUGAUCUCAGCAAACAGAAGCGGAAGUUUUCCUCCUUCUUUAAAAGUUUGGUCAUUGAGCUGGACAAAGAUCUUUAUGGACCUGACAAUCAUUUGGUGGAGUGGCAUAGAACUCCUACUACCCAGGAGACUGAUGGCUUCCAGGUGAAGAGGCCUGGUGAUGUGAGUGUGCGGUGCACACUUCUCCUCAUGUUGGAUUACCAGCCUCCACAGUUUAAACUGGACCCACGACUGGCCCGUUUGUUGGGAAUACACACACAGACCCGAUCAGCAAUUAUCCAGGCCCUCUGGCAGUACAUCAAAACAAACAAACUGCAAGACUCCCAUGAUAAGGAAUACAUCAACUGUGACAAAUACUUCCAGCAGAUCUUCGACUGUCCACGGCUAAAAUUUUCCGAAAUUCCUCAGAGACUCACUAAUCUGCUGCUGCCUCCAGACCCCAUAGUUAUAAACCACAUCAUCAGUGUUGACCCCAAUGACCAGAAAAAGACAGCGUGUUAUGACAUUGAUGUGGAAGUUGAAGAUCCCUUAAAAGGACAAAUGAGUAGCUUUCUCCUCUCAACAGCCAACCAGCAGGAGAUCACAGCACUGGACAACAAGAUUCAUGAGACAAUCGAAUCUAUAAACCAGCUAAAAAUACAACGUGAUUUCAUGCUGAGUUUCUCCAAAGAUCCCAAAGGAUACAUUCAAGACCUUCUCCGAUCCCAGAGCAGGGAUCUCAAGGUGAUGACUGAUGUGGUUGGGAACCCUGAGGAGGAGCGUAGAGCUGAAUUUUAUCAUGAGCCCUGGUCCCAGGAGGCUGUGAGCAGAUAUUUCUACUGUAAGAUCCAACAGCGCCGGCAGGAACUGGAACAGUCUCUGGGAGUGCGUAACACAUAA